UCACAGGUUUGUAUUCCAUCGUGUUGAACGAUAAAUCGAAAUGAAAACAAUUGUUAUCUUGCUCGCCGUUUCUUUCGUCACCGUCUUGGGUAAAGUAACAGAAGAAGACCAAGCGAAAUGGGUAAAGAAUGAAAAAGAUUGUAUCGAUGAAUCUGGUGUUGAUCCGGCCGUACUUCAUAAAGGAAAGGAAGAGGAAUCAGAUGAAAAUGACGAAAAGUUAGCCUGUUACAAAUCCUGUCUAUUAAAGAAAUUCGGAAUUUUGAAAGAGGAAAAAAUUGAUUGGGACAAAUUUCGUGUUGAAAUGUCAAAAUAUGAUACAUCUCAAGAAAAAAUCGAUGAAAUGUAUAACAAAUGCAAAGACAUUGAUGGAGAGGGUUGCCAAAAGGGAAAGAAUUUGAUGAAAUGUUUGCAGGAUGUCAAGGACGAUUAGAUGCAUUGAGCGAUUAAAGAUCAAAUUCCGCAAGAAAAUCUAAUUGGAAUUAUUAAAGAAAUUUUAAUGUCAUCUAUUGUCUAUUAUACUUUAAUUAAAAUUAAAAUAUUAUCUUACACAUGUGUCAGUACAAAACUGUAUUGAUAAAAAAGUAAAUACACGUUUCGUUUUAACAUAAAA
Atta colombica is the source of this 610-nucleotide messenger RNA. RefSeq lists its product as uncharacterized. Bases 41 to 430 code for a protein of 129 amino acids. The transcript is spliced from 5 exons. Gene Ontology annotation, molecular function: odorant binding. Lineage: Eukaryota; Metazoa; Arthropoda; Insecta; Hymenoptera; Formicidae. The record is from RefSeq and is a predicted model, not a curated record.